CUGCUUUCGUUUCCGUGUUUCUCCUGCUCGCUGUGAACAGGCCCCAUGUUGAACGACAACCAGAAGUAAUACUACGGUCGUUCCCAUCAGUGCAUCCAUCUCAUCCGUCCCAAACACACGAAAUAUAAAAUGUAGACAGGGAUGCCAAGGAAGAUCCUCGGCUGACCCACUCGCGCUGACCCCCCGCCACCAUCACACACCAUUACCUUUACUCGCCACCAGGCCGCUGUAUCAAUCGGCCUCCUACCCUUAGUUCCCCCACACUGCCCCCUCCGGCACCCGCCACCAGCCAGCGAGCAUCUUGUGCGCCUUCUCAUGUCGCUCCUCGUUGGCCCACAUGGCCUCGGUGACGAAGUGCAGGUACACCAUCUCGAUGUAGAGGCGCUCCUGGGCCUCGGCGUCGCCCUCGUCCGCCGUCUUGAUGGCAACCGACAUUAUCUCGUACUUCUCGUCCGGAGUGAGGUACCGGUAGAAGCGGACGGUGGUUCGGUUGCCCUUAAUGGUGCGGUGGGGCGUCUUGGUGCGGACCCAUGUGCGUGGGUCGGGGAGGAUCCACUCGGGGGGGUAAUGCGGGCACACCACUCUAGCUGAGGGCGCAGCUCGUCGAUCAGGCGCCGCAGGUGGUCAAUCUGCUCGUUCUUCUGCAGCACCAGCUGCCCCAGGCCAGAUGGAUGCUGACAAGUAGAUUUUGCUGUUGAUUCACGCACCGUAGAAAAAUGUCUCGCAAUAAGCCCUUGCAGGUAGGCUUGUGUCCUCCAUUUGCAGGCAUAGGCAUGGGGCCGCUUGAGAGCGCUGAGACACACACGUUAGCAGCAGACGGAUUGCUUGAGAGGAUGCUGUCACUGGAAGACCAGAUUUCUUACUCAUCUGACAGCCGCCAGAAGCGCCUCAAACGGACACCCAAACAUAAAACCUGGAGACAAUGUCCUUUGGGGUACGUGUUACUUCGACCACCAGCUUGACAUCCGGCAUCGUUAUGGAUGUCUCCACGUAGUUCGUAGCAAACAUGAAUCUGGUCUUGUCUGCAAUAUUAUAUAGCACAUCCAACAAGCCGUGAUUCAUGACAUGUCCUCCGCAUCAUUCCUCUGAUUAUACCAGGUGGGGCUCUUGCAAGCGCUUGCUUUCGGACUUCUUCGCUAACUUGGGCAUGUAGCGGGAUGGCAAUGUAGUCCGUUUGCCUCCGUCAGCAGUUGGUCGAGGUGCGCUAUCCUGGAGUGCAUGUCGCUCCGCAUGUUCUCGUCCACCUCAAUAUGCAGCCAGGCCACAACACACAU
Molecule: messenger RNA, 1274 nt
Organism: Vitrella brassicaformis
Lineage: Eukaryota; Vitrellaceae
Source: the annotation of a GenBank genome assembly